AUGAAAUUUGUCAUACACUACUCACUUAUUCUGUUAUUAUCAUUGAAAUGUUUACCAGAUAAAAUAGUCAGAAGACUGAUUGCAGUUUUCUUACUUAUCGUGUGUACUGUGCUGCUGAUAAAGAAUCGCCACCCAAUACUCUAUCUCGAAUCCAGCAAAACAACAGCUUUGAUUCAAACCAAUGAGUAUGGCAUUCGUAAUAAUGACAAAAAUGAUCCUCGCCAUCUACCACUGAUAUUUAUUGGAGGCCAUCAAAGUUCAGGUACCGGUUUACUUCGUAUUCUCAUGGAUAUCCACCCAGCUGUACGAUGUGGUCCAGAACCAGUUGUUACCAGAGAAAUAUUGCUUUACAGAUCAACGAAAAUACCAUCAAUGGAUUGGCUUUCACGGUCCGGUAUAUCCCAAGAUGUAUUAGACAAUGCUGUGGCUGGUUUCAUUGUGUCAAUUCUACAAAAUAUGGGUCCACCUGCAGAAAGAUUAUGUCAUAAAGAUCCAGGAUCAUCUGUCUUCUUGAAAGAUUUGAGCGUUUUAUUUCCGAAAGCAAAGUUUAUUCACAUGGUACGUGAUGGGAGAGCAGCUGUUGCAUCUACAGUAGCACGUAGACGAAUGGAAGAAAUUCGGUUAUAG
Heterobilharzia americana is the source of this 627-nucleotide messenger RNA. The record is from the annotation of a GenBank genome assembly. NCBI's taxonomy places the organism in Eukaryota, Metazoa, Platyhelminthes, Trematoda, Strigeidida, Schistosomatidae.